Molecule: messenger RNA, 7771 nt
Organism: Ruditapes philippinarum (Manila clam)
Lineage: Eukaryota; Metazoa; Mollusca; Bivalvia; Venerida; Veneridae
Product: clathrin interactor 1-like
Exons: 16
Coding region: 150-2354 (734 amino acids)
Biological process (GO): endocytosis
Cellular component (GO): plasma membrane; endosome; clathrin vesicle coat
Molecular function (GO): clathrin binding; phospholipid binding
Source: RefSeq, a predicted model, not a curated record
GAAGUUUAAUUUUGUGUGUGACGUCACCGCAAUGGCUGUCGUUCAAAGUUAGUUUGUAAACAGUCGAUAAAUCUUUAAACAUCGUUAUAAUUCGCAAGAAACGGACAUAAAUUUUACAACAGUUGGCAAGAAUAUUUAUUCAGUAAAUCAUGUGGAAAAUAAAGGAACUGACAGAUAAAGUCACCAAUGUUGUGAUGAACUAUUCUGAGGUGGAGACUAAAGUAAGAGAGGCAACAAAUGAUGAAGCAUGGGGACCUCAUGGACAGAUCUGCUCAGAGAUUGCACAGUAUACAUUCACAUACGAACAUUUCCCAGAGGUCAUGGGUAUGCUGUGGAAGAGAAUGUUCCAUGACAACAAAAAGAGUUGGAGAAGAACCUAUAAGUCAUUAACAUUAUUGACAUACCUUAUACGGAACGGUUCAGAGAGAGUGGUUACAGCUGCAAGAGAACAUUUAUAUGAUCUACGUAGCCUAGAAAACUAUACAUUCACAGAUGAUCUUGGCAAAGAUCAGGGCUUAAAUGUUCGGCAUAAAGCUAAAGACAUUGUAGAGUUGAUACAGAAUGAUGAAAGAUUGAGAGAAGAAAGGAAGAAAGCAAAGAAGAACAAGGAUAAAUACCAGGGAAUGUCUGGUGAUAACAUGAACAGAUAUAGUUAUAGUGAUCGUUAUGAUGAGAAACCUCGUACUCGUAACGACCAACUUGGUGAGAUUGAUGAAUGGCAAGAUGGGAAGAAAUCUGUAGUUGAAGAUGCUGUAGACAAAGUGAAAGAUUUGUGGAACCGAGCACACGGGCGUCAGGCACCGGAUGAAACGAUUGACUACAGUGCUGAUCGCAGGGGUCAUGACGUUAUAGGGUUUAGUGAGGAGACAGACCAUAAUAAUAAAUUUGGUGAUGAUGAUUUUGAGUUUAAAGAUAACAACAGUGAAGAAUAUACCUACCACGAGAGAACAGAAACAACCAAAACGGAAAAAAUAACAUCAACGAAGCGAAGAUCUGGCGCUAAACAACAGAUAGAUCUUGGAGCUGCUGCUAAUCAGCUAAAGGGCACAUCAUCUGAUUUACAGUCUAUAUCAAGUACUUCAAGUAGGUCAAAUUUAGAUAACGGACCAAAUUUACUGGAUAUGGGGAACCCUGUAGGUGGUGGAAGUGAGAGUACUGGAGAUUUUGCUGAUUUCCAGUCCGCCAACAACGAUUUCAACCCUAGAGCUAGUACAGAUGGAUCUAAAUUAGAUGAUUUUGCUGAUUUUAGUGCUGCUCCAGUGGCAAAUACUGCCAGUCAAAAUGGUGGAUUUGCUGAUUUCUCCCAGGUUAAUGCUAGUCAAACUGUAUCUCAAUCAAGUGCAAACACAAACUCUUCAGAUCUAUUUGAUGUGUUUAGUGCUAAAAACUCAUCUAUGCAAUCUAGUGUACCCAUACAACCAAGUGUAAACAAUAUGAACAAUGUGGCUGCAAUAAAUUCAGUGAAUAAUCAGGGACUUAUGGGAAGUAUGGGCGGACCUAAUGUUCCAAAUAUGGGUAUGCAACCUGGAAUGAUGGGAAAUCAACCAAAUAUUAUGGGCAACUCAAAUUUAAUGGGCGGUCCUAACACAAUGAUGUCAUCACAGCCUAAUAUGAUGUCAUCACAACCAGGAAUGAUGUCAUCGCAGCCUAAUAUGAUGUCAUCACAACCAGGAAUUAUGUCAUCACAGCCUAAUGCAAUGAAUCCUGGUAUGAUGGGAAUGCAGCAACCGAUGAUGAUGAAUCAGCAAAAGAUGGGAAUGAUGGGAAAUCCAGGCAUGAUGGGAAAUCCAGGAAUGAUGGGAAAUAUGGGUCAGCCAGUUAUGCAGCCCCAGUCUGCGGCUAUGGGCUUCAACCAAGGUAUGGGGAUGAUGCAGCCCAACAUGGGACCCAAGAAGGAUAGCAAGACUAGUGACUCACAGUCUACUACUGUCACAACAUCGUCCAAUAACAUACAACGACAGAAUUCAGCUAACACAUGGACUACUGACGCUGCUAAAGUUAACAUCAGCCUAGAGGCAUUAAGUCCUGCCAGUAAAUAUCAACAACAACAUAAACCUAGCAUGAAUCAACUUCAGAACAAAGGUACGAUGCCACCAACUGGUAACCCAGGAAUGGGCAAUAUUACCCAGGGUAUGGCUGGUAUGAACAUGGGAGGACAGCCUAUGAUGGGCUCUGGUAUGGCAAUGGGGAUGAGCUCCCAGGCAGGGUACGGCAUGCAUGGCUCAAUGAUGACACCAGGGGGCACUGCAGUCCGAAUGCAGUCAACCAUGAACGUUCAAAACACCAUGGUCGGUACGGCAGCAUUCCAACAAAAAACAGAUAACGCCUUUUCAGCAUUUGGCGCGCUUAAAUAAUGACAGACAUCCUAGAUGUUUUCAUGAAUUAAAGAAAAAAAUAUGUGAUCGUUCAUUCCAAGUUAAUCUUACCGGCAAACCAAAGAUGAUAAAUAGCUCGGAAAAUUUCACUGCCGCUACAUUUUCGUAGAAAAUUCGGCAGUGUAAUUAAAAGUGUAUGGAUUAUAUUAUCAUGUUUAUUCAUAACAGGACAUUAAUAUUCAUAAACAUUGAUAGACGAAGAUUGAUUGGUGAAAAACGUUGGCGCCCUAUUUUCAAAUUGGAAAUAUAUAGUGUAAGUUAUUGGCAUUUCAGCAUCAAAAUGCUAUAAUGAUUUAGCUUAUUAGCUAACAGUUAAGUGUCUUGUGACACUUGAAUGCUGACAUGUUAUACAUGUAGCUCAAAACAUCUUAAGGCAUUAAGAAAAGUGAAAGAAUUAAAUCUUUUAUAAUAAUAAUAUAGGCUUAAUGGAAGGUUUUUCUUUUCUUGAGUGAAAUUAAGUAGACUCAUUGUUAUCUAUCUAUCUAUCUUAAUUAUUUAUCUAUUUAUAGUGCAUCACACUCUCUGGUGUAUUUUGUUCAGGUAUUCAUCAAUGCUAGAAAUAACAUGUAAGAAAAAAUGUUCAAGAAAUAAUUAGUAACACCUGAUGUAAAUGUAUUACAUUCUGAGACAAAGAUUUUUUGCAAUUUGAUUAUAAAAUAGAAUAGAAUAUUUUAUAAUGAUAGCAUAUUCACCCUGUGAUAUAUUUUGAGGUUGUUCAUGUUAUAUAGAUACUGGAAGUAAAACAGGGAUAGGUUUGUUUUACCUGUAAGGCAGAAAGUUAAAAAUGCUAGAAUCUGCUUUAUGUUUGCAUGUAUUUAUCAUUUUUCAGUAAAUUUUAUUAUUAAAGAGUGUUUUAUGUACAGGAAGGACAAAUAAGAUAUUUCAUAUUCUACAGAAUUACAAUUCAGAUUUAUUUUUCAAAAAUAAUGUGGGUGAAAUUUUAAUGUUACAUUCCAACUGUAAAGGGCUCCGUAAAGUUACUGUGAUUUAUAUUUCAUUCAUAGAAUCAUGUUCUAAUUUAGUUUAUAUUACUCCUGAUAAUAUUAAUACAUUUAAUUGGCUGUCAAUCAUUUAUGAUUCAUUCAUUAAAAGAUCCUUAGAAAGAAAGAAAAAAUAAAUUAAGAUGGUUGUCAUUACACCCUUUCCAUUCAAUGACUAAGCUCUCACGUUUAUAAUAUAUAUAUAAAGCAAUUGAUGUCAGGUAAAAAUACUUUAUGCCACAAAUUGUAAUUUAACGAAUUUCCAUUCUUUUUUUCUAAGAGCAAUGUAGGAUGAAUAUUGAUUAUACAACAUAUUAAUAUUUCUUGUAUUAUCAUAAUAUAUACUGGUUUAUUCAUUUGGUUUACAGUUCAGGUGGUGAAAUUUGGUUUACAGUUCAGGUGGUUUGUAAAUAAUCACUCUGGUAUAAUUCAUCAUUGUGAGAUAUAUCCUUAGUGAUUAUAUUUACACAUAUUUGAACUAGAACUGAGCAAAAAUAUUAGGACAAUGCAUUUAGUAUCUAUAUCCUAGGUACAAAAGAUUUGGUCUGCGAAAACUAUGCCUGAUUUAUACAUACAGGGAAAUAUUUCUGACGUAUACACAGGCCAAAAGUAUAAAAAACACAAGAGGUGGUAGAAAGUAGAAACAUUUGUAGAUUGUUACAGUAUAUUUUGUUUUGUAAGAUUAUUUUUGCUGUGAUAUGUUAAAUUGUCAGUAAUCGCACAGUUUGUUGUUUGUAUAUGUUUGUUAACAGUGUCAGGAGUAAAGUGUGUGUUAGUUAAGUAUAUGUGUCUGUUAAUAGUGAAAAAAUGGUGUUACUGUAUUUUUAAUGUAAUAGAUAUAGUAAUAUUUUGAUUACAGAAUUUUAGAUCAGCUGCAGUAAGAAAGAUUUGUCAUCUUUCACUAUAUACAUACAAUCUGCAUCAUACAUUCACAGCAAGACUCUUAAUUGAUCUGAUAUUUAAAGGAAAUAUUGUAUUGACCAGUUGUAAGUUCUUGUAGAAAUGGGUCUAACACUUCUAAAAAAAUGUUUUUUUCUGUUAAACCUGACUUAUUUGAUCUUGUAGACUUUGUAUUGUUUAAUAGUUAAGCUUCAUUUUAGUUCAGUUGGGUAUAAUUUACGUCUGGAAUUCUGUAAUAAUAUUUUACACACCUCUUUAUUUCAGCCUGACCAUGUAUGGCAUAAAACAAGAUGUGUCAUAAAUACAUCUUUCAUUAACAUGAGUUAUAUAUUUUUGUAUUAAGUUGAAUUCAUAAUGGUUUUCAUUGCCAAGUGUACUGCUGAACAUAAUGGCAUACAAGUUGCAUGAUUAAACACACAAAAAAUCAUUGUCAUAAAAGUAUAAUAUUUUAGUUUUACGUCCUUCUUUAUUCCAUAUACAGCAUUUAUCGCCAUACAUUUACAUGACUAGUGAAAUGAAGGGUCUAAAUGAAAGUCAUUUAUCUCCAACAGGUUAACUAUGAAAUAUUUUAUACUGUGGAAUAGAAAAUGACAUUUCUGCGAUAUAAUUGGGACAUUUAAAAUGAAAUUGUAAGAUAUUAGUACAUAAUUAUUAUGGAUCCAUAAUUUGAACAUUCUCUAAUUUCGCAUGAAUAUUGCACUUAAAACAAUUUCACAUCCUACUUUUGGGGGAAGAGAGGUUUAUACAUGAAAAAUAAUAUUUGAGCCGCGUCAAGACAAAUUCAACUUAAUGGGUUUGCGACCAGCAUGGAUCCAGACCAGCCUGCGCAUCCGCGCAGUCGGAUCAGGAUCCAUGCUGUUCGCUAUCAGUUUCUUUACUUGUUAUAGAGUAUGUAAGCGAACAGCAUGGAUCCUGAUCAGACGGUCCAUGCUGGUCGCAAACCCAUUAUGUUGGUUUUGUUGUGACGCAGUUCAUUUAUCUAUUAUUAGCAAAAAUUAGGGAAAGGAAGUUUUUCACGUAUGUACAAACAAUAGGCCAUUUUUAUAAGGUUUUUGUAUGGUGUUAAGCAGCAGGAUUAUGUGCAAUAUCUCUAUAGAUAUUUGGUCAGUUGUUUGGAUAUAUUAUUUUGUUACUGAUUUACAGAUAAGAAAAAUUGUGUUUAUAAUAUUGACACUGUUGAAUGCCCUUCAAAAUCAGAAAUAAAAUAGAACUGAAAAUGUGAACUGCUAGAAAAAAUAGUUAUUUAUAUAAAUUUUUAUUGUAGACAAAGUAUAAGUUUAUGAUAUUUUGAACAAAAAGUAAUAUAUAUACAUUGUAUAUUGAUAUUUAUACAUAAAUGAAGCAAUAGGUCAGUUUUUAAGUGCUAGUUAAACAUUUGAUAGUGUAAAUAUUCUAGUAUUUAUUUUCUCCCAAUUUGUCCAUAUUUAUUUUACUGUAUCAUCUGUCUGGAUCUGAUGGAUGAUUAAUCAACUUCCCAGUUCAAGGGGAUGAAAACUGCUUAUUGCAUAAUUGCUCUUAUUUCCGUGAUAGAAAGGCCUAAAUACUUAAUAUGCUGCAUAUCAUUUUCUUUAGUUUUUCUGUUUGAUUUCCAUUUUUUGAAACUUAUUUUCUUUUUAACACAUUUUUCAUACAGACACAGAUAUUACUAUUUUGAUGUAUUUUGUUGCUAUGUCUACAGACAAAAUGCCUUAAUAAUGGUGUAAGUAUGUACAAAAAAUCAUGGCUUUUGUAAAGUCCAUCAUUUCUUUAUUUGCCUUCAUGUUUACAGUUGUGGGGUGUUACAAGUCUUCUCAUUGCUAGAUUGAAAAUUGCUGGGCUUUGUAAAAAUCAGACUGCUUCUACUUGGAAUAAUUAGACAUAAAUACACGAUUGUAUGUUAAAGUUACAUGAGGGUUUUAAUUUGCACGAUACUGUACAAUUAGGGACAAGAGAUAAAUUGGUAUGGAAGUUUAUUUUGGGGGUUGGGGGGCGGCUAAGGGUUGGAAUGAUUGAUGGUUAAUGACUUUUUCUUCUACAUAUAAUAUAAUAGAUAGAAACUAGUAUAUCAAUAUUUAUAGUCAACUAAUUUUUCUUCAAUUAACAUUUCAGAUUUGUGAAAGCAAUUUGAAGGAAGGGUAAAUACCAUAAAAGAUUGUUAGUUAAAGAAUUAGAUUACAAAAUGAAUAAAAUAGUUAUGUGGGGUAUAUUUGUUGUUAUUGUUUAUUUUCAUAAAGAAAAACAUAUAAAAUAGAAAAAUACUUUGUUAUUUCCAUAAUGGAAAUUUGAAACAAGGUAUAAUGUGUGAUUGUUGUAAUAUACAUGUUGUAAGAAUGUUUUUACAUAUAUCUUACUACCAGUUUAUUGUGGAAUGUUGUACUGUCUAUGUAUGGAAACUUUAUAUUUAUUCUGAGAUAAUUACAUGUUAAGCAAAAAGUGUUUGUUUAUUUCUGUAUUUAGCUAGUACAUGAAAAAUACAAAAAUGAAUCAAUGCACAAAAAUGACUUGGUUACUUUAAUUUGGUACCAACUUUAAUCGAACAAAUUUCUGAAAUACUUCAGAAUAAUAAUCCUAAAUCACUAACAACACAAGUUUCAGGACUUUUAAAACCUCUACACACCAUUCAUUUAUAUUGUUUAUCCUGUGAGAAGAUUAAUGUAAAAAAUUUAAUUUGAUGAAUAUGCUGGAAUGUAAUUGGAAGUUCUUUAUGUAUCAUUUGUGAUUUUGGGUUAAACAUUUGCAUUAGGUUCAACAAAUCACUUUGUUAUAAUUAUGGGAGGAUAUGUUGUUAAUGUUUGUUUUAAAGUUGGUAAUGUUAACUGUAGUCAAACUUGUACAUGUAUUUGAUGUGUCAUUGUUCACUCCCCUUGAAUGUCCCGAUGAUUGGCCAUAAUAUUUACAUAUAGAAGCAUACAAACUACCUCGUUUUUAUCUUGUGCCUUGUCACUGGACCUUAAAACGAGAGACGGCAAUAAUUUUAUAUACACAGAACUACUACUUAAUGGGUACUUGAUAAAAAUGGGUGGGGGAUAUACCCUUUCAUUAUGUAAAAACACAUUUCUGGGAACCCAAUGUAAAGUCAAUUUUAGGUGACUAUUUAGUAAGUGAAUGAAAUUUUCCUUUGUGCUUAAGGGUCAUAGAAAAAAUUGAUCUGGAUAUCCGCAAAAUUGAUUAUUCACAGUUCAAAAAAUGGAAAAAGUUCAUUAAAGAAAUUUAGCAGGUUUUGGGUUUAAUUGUUACUAUGACAACAAGAAAUCUGUAUCAGACACAGAUCAAAAUAUACCUGAUAUAAACUGGUAGUAAAAUAUAUGUGUUGUUAAACUAUUGUGUUAUAAAUCAUUGUAUGUCUAUUGAUUUGUGAAUCGUUUAUUGGAACUCGAAACAUUUUGAAAACUUUGUUUUUAUAUCCCAUUAGGUCAUUAACGUAAUGUAUAUAUUACAAUUGUUAAACUAUGUAGAUUUUAACACUUAUUAUCAUGUGGAUGUAUAUGAUGGAAAUAUAAAAAAAAAAGAUCAAAUAAAAUUUAUGUAUGUACACAA